UUCCUUCUUUAUUUCAAACCCCGUCGUCCCCCUGGAUGAUGGCAUCCGAUUUUCAAACGCCCGAUUCAUUUUCAAGACAAAAAUCUGUUAUGUUUUGUUCGUUGAGAGGUAUGAGAUCUGAUAACCUGAGGUCGACCAUUCGAUCUUGUCCUUUUCCUUUCCUAUAAGUACGAAUAGGAUCUCUGGUGUCGUGGAUUCUCUGGACCGUUGGAUCGACGAUCAGCAAUGACGGGAGAUCCCUCGUCAGAACAAGACCCGGACGAUUCCGAUUCGCAGUUGGUUGAGAUCGAUCCCUCGGGUCGCUACGGUCGGUACAAAGAAGUAUUAGGGAAAGGCGCUUUCAAAACAGUUUAUAAAGCUUUUGAUGAACUGGAAGGUAUAGAGGUUGCUUGGAAUCAGGUUAAGGUGGCUGAUGUCUUGCGGAAUUCGGAAGAUUUGGAACGUCUAUACUCUGAAGUCCAUUUACUCAAGACUCUCAAGCACAAGAACAUAAUAAAAUUUUACAGCUCGUGGGUCGACACGAAGCAUGAUAAUAUCAAUUUCAUAACUGAGAUUUUCACAUCGGGGACAUUGCGCCAGUACCGGAAGAAACACAAGCAUGUAGAUUUAAGAGCUUUGAAGAAUUGGUCGAGGCAAAUCUUGCAAGGCCUUCUUUAUCUCCAUAGUCAUGACCCUCCAGUUAUUCAUAGGGACUUGAAGUGUGAUAACAUAUUUGUCAAUGGAAAUCAAGGGGAGGUGAAAAUUGGCGACCUUGGAUUGGCGGCCAUUCUUCGCCAAGCUCAUUCUGCUCACAGUGUCAUUGGGACCCCAGAGUUCAUGGCACCAGAGCUUUAUGAAGAAGAAUACAAUGAGCUGGUAGAUAUCUAUGCUUUUGGCAUGUGCUUGCUGGAAUUGGUGACCUUUGAGUACCCAUAUGUAGAAUGUGCCAAUGCAGCUCAAAUAUACAAGAAAGUUACAGCGGGGAUUAAGCCUGCAUCAUUGGGGAAGGUGAGGGAUCCUGGAGUCAAAGAAUUCAUCGAGAAAUGUAUUGCCAAUGUUUCUGAGAGAUUGCCUGCAAGAGAGCUGCUAAGGCAUCCUUUCCUUCAAUUAGAUGGCGAGAAUGAGAGUGUAGAUCGUUCUUUGUUUUCAGAUGCAAACUUGUCAGAUGGUAGUUGUGGCCAAUCAGAUAUGAACAACAAUUCUUUAAGAGUUGGAGAUGACACACAUGAGCCUAGCAGAGAUUUCAUGGUGAAAGGUCAAAGGAAAGAUAUCAACACUAUAUUUUUAAAGCUUCGUAUUGCAGAUUCAACAGGUCACGUUCGGAACAUACACUUCCCAUUUGAUAUUGAGGCAGAUACUGCAAUCAGUGUCGCUAGUGAAAUGGUUGCAGAGUUGGACCUUACAGAUCAAGAUGUCACAAAAAUUGCUGAAAUGAUUGAUUCUGAAAUACAGGUUCAUGUUCCAAAGUGGAUACCGGGAGAAGUUUUUGAAGAUAAUUUCGGUAACGAGUCAGCGAUUUCAGUAGGAUGUGACAAUGAAAGUAAAGACAAGCUCUCUGCAUUAGCAAAUGACCCUGAACAACCUUCAGGCGUGUUCAUUCUGGAACGGUUUCCAUCAGGUCGCUGGUACUUGUCUGAUUCUCCCAAGGCAACCAGUGAUGACUCUCCAGUGAAGCCUAACUUAUCUUCUGAAGUGGAUUUGCUUGCUAGUGCCAGUUGCUCGAAUGAAGUUAGUCAAAUGAUGGAAUCUGCUGAUAAUCAUAAAAACAAAGGAGAUUAUGGGAAUGAUGCAUCUUUACACAGCCAGCAGAAAGAUUAUGCAUUCUUGACUGGAGGUGCAGAAAAUGCUGAAUCAUCAAGAUGUUUUGAUUGUCAAAAUACAUCUUCUAGUUAUAUUGAUGUUGAUAAUGAGAAGAAAGUAUUUGAUGCCAGCAAUCAAAACGGGAGCAUUGAAAAACAACACGAUGCUAGUGAUGAUUCAUUUUCACCCGAGGUGGACAAUAAGAUAUUAAUGGAAAAUGAGACCGAUGAUGUCAAAUUCAUCAUCAAGAAAAUAGAGCAACUUUUGGUGGAGCAACAAAAUGAACUCGAUGACCUAAAGAGGAAGCAUCAAAUGGCCAUAGCGGACCUUUUGAAAGAAUUGCCUACAAGACUUCAUUGCCAAGUUUUAAAUAUGUGUACAUUAAAGGUUCCUAAUUAUAAGAUUCAGAGCGAGGCGCAUUGGCACGCAGGACAUUCUACAGAUUCUGGUUCCUCCUUACAUCCGGAAGCAUUGUCACCUCACUUUUACAACUCUCAUGUGGAUAAAAAUAUGGAUGAUCCGUUAAACACACCUAUUGAUGAUUCACAUGCAAAUAAGGAUGUAACAAAUUAAGCAGGAAGUUCUAACGUCAUUUAUCGUAAUUUGGAAAUUAGGGAAGCUGGAUGGUAGGUAGUGAGAAUCAUGUCUGUUAGAGAUAUAUUUGACUUGCUUAAAGGAGAUGGUUGAUCUUCUGUUGUGUGCAUUGCUGGAUCCUAAGAGAUGUUGUUGCCAAGCGAAUUAUAUUCCCGAUGAAAAAUGAUUUGUAUAGAUUCAUCUCUUAUACAACAUGGCAACUUUGAAGCAGCUGUUGUUACAGAAUGCAAGGUCAUGUAAGCUUAUUGUUGAAUUUAUGAUGCAUCUGGGGAGUGGACAGAUGCCUGACAGAUGCAUGAUUACCUGAUAUAUCAGUUUGUCCAAGCCUGGAGAAAUUGAUUUGUGAUUUUAAUCGGGUUUGAAUAUCUUGUAUUAUAGUUUGAUAUGAGUCAUAAAUGCCCGGUAGGUAUAUUGUACAUAUUCUCAUACUUGUGUCUUCACAUUAUUAGUUUUGUCCAAUCAAUGACCAUUUGGGCAAUUUCCA
Molecule: messenger RNA, 2857 nt
Organism: Magnolia sinica
Lineage: Eukaryota; Viridiplantae; Streptophyta; Magnoliopsida; Magnoliales; Magnoliaceae
Product: probable serine/threonine-protein kinase WNK3
Exons: 8
Coding region: 226-2352 (708 amino acids)
Biological process (GO): protein phosphorylation; intracellular signal transduction
Cellular component (GO): cytoplasm
Molecular function (GO): ATP binding; protein serine/threonine kinase activity
Source: RefSeq, a predicted model, not a curated record